This is a messenger RNA of Pyrenophora tritici-repentis Pt-1C-BFP, 1399 nucleotides long. RefSeq names its product Abhydrolase-1 multi-domain protein. Gene Ontology annotation, molecular function: peptidase activity. The record is from RefSeq and is a predicted model, not a curated record. NCBI's taxonomy places the organism in Eukaryota, Fungi, Ascomycota, Dothideomycetes, Pleosporales, Pleosporaceae. Gene Ontology annotation, biological process: proteolysis.
AUUCACCAAAAUGAUUCAAGCAGCAAAGAUUCUCGAACAGAGGAGUCACCUCAUACCUGGCAAGCUCCGGGUCACCGAGCACUUCUUCCAGGUACCCCGUGACUACUCCAACCCCUCUGCGGGAACAAUCCAACUGUUCGCGCGCUCAGCGCUUAAAGUGGAGAAACCGGCAGAUUACGUUCCUUCUAUUUAUCUGGAUCGCUCGAAGAAGCAGAUACCAUGGCUCAUCUACCUUCAAGGCGGACCUGGUUUUGAAUGCCGUCCACCACAGAAUGUAUCCUGGACCAACGCUAUCCUCGAUAAAGGCUAUCAAGUGCUUUUGUUAGACCAACGCGGGACGGGUCUGUCAAACGCAAUCAGCCAGUCCAGUCUCCAGUUAAGAGGCGAUGAGAAGGUUCAAGCUGAAUACAUGAAGAGCUUCAGAGCCGAUAGCAUAGUCAAGGAUUGUGAGGCAGUGCGCAAAGCGUUGACUGCUGAUUACCCCGAAGAGAAGAAGAAGUGGAGUAUCAUGGGACAGAGCUUUGGAGGGUUUUGCUGUGCCACAUAUCUAUCUUUCUACCCCGAAGGAGUCAAAGAAGCUUUCCUUUUUGGUGGUCUACCGCCUCUAAGAGAUGGGCCCGAUGAUGUAUACGAACGACUGUAUGCACGCGUUAAGAGUAGGAACGAGGGCUACUACAAAAAGUAUCCUGAAGAUAUUGAGCGAGUCAAACGUAUUGUCAAACUUCUCUCACGCUUUGGCGACACAACCGUCCGUGUGCAAGGUGGCGAAGGCUUUCUCUCGGCUCGUCGGUUCUUGCAACUUGGAAUCUACUUUGGCAAGCACGGUGGCUUCGACGAUGUACACGACUUUGUUCUACGUGCUGACACCGAUUUGAAUCAAUUCGGGCAUUUGACGCGCCCUACUGUUCUCGCGCUGGAAGCAGCACAGAGUUGGGAUACAAACGUCAUCUACGCACUGCUUCACGAGCCAAUAUACUGCCAAGGUACCGCAGCAAACUGGUCCGCUGAACGACUUCUCCCCAAGUACCCAGAGUUCUCGCUCUCCCGUGUUGACAGCGACGAUCCCGUCUUCUUCACAGGCGAAAUGAUCUACCCUUUCAUGUUUGACUGCUACCCAGAGCUUGCCAAGCUCAAGACAGUCGGUAUGCUCCUGGCUGAAGAAAAAGACUGGCCGGAACUCUACGACGUGGACCAGUUGAAGAAGAAUGAGGUACCGGUCUAUGCGGCCGUUUACACUGAUGACAUGUAUGUGGACUUUGAUCUAAGUGUGGAGACGGCCAACACGAUCAAGGGAUGCAAGAUGUUUGUCACGAAUAUGAUGUAUCACAACGGCAUCAGUGCCAAGACGGAUGAGGUGUUGAAGCAGAUAUUCACUCUGAGGGAUGAUGUUAUCGACUGA